Zophobas morio is the source of this 1749-nucleotide messenger RNA. RefSeq names its product cyclin-dependent kinase-like 4. Lineage: Eukaryota; Metazoa; Arthropoda; Insecta; Coleoptera; Tenebrionidae. The record is from RefSeq and is a predicted model, not a curated record. Gene Ontology annotation, cellular component: cytoplasm; nucleus. Gene Ontology annotation, biological process: intracellular signal transduction; protein phosphorylation. The transcript is spliced from 5 exons. The annotation marks the transcript as partial. Gene Ontology annotation, molecular function: ATP binding; protein serine/threonine kinase activity.
GCUUGCGCACAUCCCGCGGUCGGUAAAAAAGGGAUCUGGGUGUCACAAAUGUCACAAAUUCAAAUGUUUUUGAAAAAUGAUGGUGCCGAAAGUGUAAUUUUUUGCCCAUUAAGGCCGUCACUCCAGUGUUCCACAGUUUUAUCGAUGAGUUGAAGAAUUGCCCACACCAUGGACAAAUACGAACAAAUAUCUGUAGUGGGGGAAGGUUCGUAUGGCUUGGUGAUGAAAUGCAGACACAAAGAGACCGAUCAAGUAGUGGCCAUCAAGAAAUUUUUGGAAACGGAAGAAGAUGCAACCAUACGAAAAAUGGCACUGCGGGAAAUUCGAAUGUUGAAAAGACUGAAGCACGAAAACCUAGUCACCAUGAUCGAGGUUUUCCGGCACAGGAAAAGAUUUUUUCUUGUCUUCGAAUACUUGGAAGGGACCGUCUUGGACGAGCUGGAGAAGAUGCCGGGAGGACUAGGUGACGAAAGGUGCAGGGAGAGGAUUUUCCAGGUUACGAGGGCGAUCAACUAUUGUCAUAGUAAUAACAUCAUCCAUCGGGAUGUGAAGCCGGAAAAUGUCCUUGUGUCUUCCCUCGGCGUCGUCAAACUCUGUGAUUUCGGUUUUGCUCGGUUAGUUUGCAUUUCGGGAGAGCCUUGCACGGAAUAUGUGGCUACUAGGUGGUACCGGGCGCCUGAACUUUUAGUUGGGGAGGUUAAUUAUGGGGCGGCGGUGGAUAUCUGGGCUAUAGGGUGUCUGUUCGCCGAGAUGAUGACCGGAGAUCCGCUGUUUCCUGGCGAAAGCGACAUCGACCAGCUGUAUCUAAUCGUGAAAAUGUUGGGCAAACCGUGCCAUCGCCAUCAGCACCUAAUGUCUAGAAGUUCUCACCUCCGCGGCAUGAUCAAAUCGGCUUCGAGCGACACCGACCUCUACAAACACUUCCCCGACUGGCCCCUCUACGCCAUCGAAUUCCUCUCCUACUGUAUGAAAAUGGAUCCCCACGAACGCGCGACCUCCGACGAACUCCUCAGAAAUAAUUACUUCGUGCACGACAGAUUCCCGCAAAAGUUUUUGCCGGCCUUGCGCGACAAAGUCAACACGGAAUUCAACAAUAACCCGCUCCUGAGGAAGUACAAGACUGAGAUCCUCAUGUCGACCGACAAAAAAGAGGAAGCGAAGGCGAGAAAACAAGGCGACCAAGUGAGGUGGAAGUUCAGCCUGGCCGAAGGCAGCAUCAAGAGGAAGUACGGUUACGACGUCUUCACGAACGCCGACGACAAGAACCUGAUCAGCCUGUCGAAGACGAGCCAGAGGCUGAGCGUGAUGCAGAAGUCGGGGCAGAACCUGGGCAAGAACGCGUCGGAGAAGAACUCGUCGAAGGAGAAGAAGAACGGCAGCACGGCCGAGAUGCAGAUGCUGGAGAAGUCGCUGGAGAGUCUGGCGAAGUUUUCGCAGAAGACCGAGCGGCCGGUGUCCGCGGUCAAGCAGGAGGGGGUGGGGGAGAGUCCGCUGCUGCCGCCGUCGCCGCCGCAGUUCCAGUCACUCCAGCCGGGUCUCGGGGACUUUAAUAAGUCCCCGAACGUGCUGCACCCUAGCAUCAACAAUAUUAGUUUCAAUAGGGAUCCGCCGAAGAGGUCGCCGAAUUUGCUGCAGAGUCUCACGGUUAAGUCGAAUUUGAACCAAGUGCCGCUGUUGAGUAACCCCAGGACGCAGUUUUUGAAAAAGUUUGAAAAGAACGCGGAUAGUAUGGGGGGGAAUUUGGAGAGU